This is a messenger RNA of Solanum dulcamara, 958 nucleotides long. RefSeq names its product DNA-directed RNA polymerases II, IV and V subunit 8B-like. Gene Ontology annotation, biological process: DNA-templated transcription. Gene Ontology annotation, cellular component: RNA polymerase III complex; RNA polymerase II, core complex; RNA polymerase I complex. NCBI's taxonomy places the organism in Eukaryota, Viridiplantae, Streptophyta, Magnoliopsida, Solanales, Solanaceae. The coding region runs from base 162 to 596 and encodes 144 amino acids. The transcript has 5 exons. The record is from RefSeq and is a predicted model, not a curated record. Gene Ontology annotation, molecular function: DNA-directed RNA polymerase activity.
CACAUAAAACUAUAAACUUAGGGACUCAAAAUCACAAUAACUUAAACCAACGCCAAAGCCCACCUUAAACCCUCUUGCUUCCUAGGUUCGCUGCUACCUCAACCUAAUUAUCUCCGAAUUCAUCAGGCAACGUUGUCUCUUCAGGAAGCUUACCUCUGAAAAUGGAUGCGUUUCACUUUGACGAAAUUAUUAAGGUUCUAAAGGUGGAUGCUGAUGGCAAAAAGUAUGACAAAGUUUCUCGCAUAGAAGCAGAAAGUAGUGAUGGUGAGACAUCAAUCCAGCUAGAUAUCAACUCAGAACUAUACCCGAUGAAGCGAAAAGAGUUGUAUAGGAUGGUUAUAUCAACGACACUAAUGGAGGGGUCGGCUGUCACUAGCUAUCCUCCUGAGGGAAAAUCUCUUCUUGACAAAUUUGAAUACAUCGUGCAUGGGUUAGUAUAUAAGGUCUCAAUGGAGGGAUCAGGACCUGACAAGAAAGUAGUGGUUUAUGUCUCCUUUGGAGGACUUCAGUUGAUGCUGAAAAGUGAUCCCCUCAAGGCACAAAAGUUUAAGCUUGAUCAGAAGCUCUUUCUUCUUUUGAGGAAGAUGGUGAAGUGACUCCAUUUGUUGCUCUGGAAUCCUUAUGGGAGCAGGGACUUUGUGUAGAAGGUUUUUAGCUAUCAACAUGAAACCUAUGCUGUUGAACUGCAUCUUUGUUGGCGAAAUUAUGUACAGUUCUGAACUUAAUUAAGAUGUAUCGACUCUGCUCUUGGAAAAAAAUGUUUGUUUUGCAAGUGUUUACUGGAAAACAGGUCUCUGUGAACGCACUUAUGUUAAACAUUUUGGCUUUGUUGCAAUGAACCAGUAUGCGUCACAUGUGAAGAUAACUGUUUGUUGUACUGUCAUUUUGGCUUUGUUGCAAUAAACAAGUUGCUUGCACUUUUGCUAUAAAAUAUGGUUUUAGGCCUAUUCUUGCACCA